Tetrahymena thermophila SB210 is the source of this 4054-nucleotide messenger RNA. RefSeq lists its product as hypothetical. The annotation marks the transcript as partial. The record is from RefSeq and is a predicted model, not a curated record. The transcript has 3 exons. NCBI's taxonomy places the organism in Eukaryota, Ciliophora, Oligohymenophorea, Hymenostomatida, Tetrahymenidae.
UAAUUUAAAGAAAAAGAAAAAAAAGAUCCAAAUAAAUAGUGAAGGAUUAUUUUUUGCGAAAUAAUAAUUCAAUAAAUAAUUUUGAGGCAUUUACAAAAGAAACUGCAAUAUCAACUAAUACUGAAUCUAUAGAAAAUAAUUAUAAUUAGCAAGAUAGAUUAAAAGACUUCAAAGUAUAAGCAAGAAGUUUUCUUAUUAGAAAAAUGGCUGAUCAAAAUUUAAUCAAAAAUCAUGAAUUUUUGGAUGAUGAAUUCGAUGUUUUUAAAUAGGAUGAUAUAGAGCAAUAGUAAUAUUAACAAAGCAUUGUCGAUCCAUCGCAUGGUAUGGGGAUGAGUAAUUAUAGCCAUAGCAUGAUUUAUACCAAAAACUUGCCUAUAAACUAAAAUAUGCUCAUGCAGCAAGUUCAAAAAACAGUCGCAGAUUACUCUGAUGAAGAAUAGGAUGAUAAUUAUAAAGCAAUAAAGUGUCUAACAGGUCACUACUAGACGUAACACGAUUAAGACCAUGUAGAAGACCAAUGGAAUGGGUAGAUUGAAAAUUAAGGUGAGGAAUAUUAGGAUGACAUCAAUAUUCAAAUUAUUCACAGUGGCGAAGGAAAUAUGAAUAAAGCAGCUGAUGCUAAUGGGUCUGCUGAAACUAUGAUCAAUAAAUAUACAUCAAACAAUUUAGUUUUUAGUGCAAGUAACUCUAUAAUAAAAGAACAGUAAAAUGGAAAUAACAAUCUGCCUACCAAAGGAAAGACUCUGAUGGGAUCAAGUAUUAUAGCAGGAGUUGGAGCUCCUUUAGAUUAGAGCAAUAUAUCCUAAGGGUAGUAAUAACUAAUGUAGAAUUAACAAAAAUCAAUUUAAUCAUCUCAAUCGCUACAAAAUAACAAAUAAGGUUUUAAAAUGAUAAAGAAGGAAAAGAACAACAAUCUCUUAAGUAGCAGCAGCCUCCUUCAGCCAAAAUCAAUGACAAACAUAGAUUAGCAAUAAAUGGGUGCAGUUAAUAUAAUAAACAACAAUAACUCUUAAUUCUUAUAAUAAAAUCAUCAAAAUAACUUAGAUGCAAGCGAUUAUAGAGAUUCAUUAAAUAAUAACAACAAUAACUUGCGCUCAUCUAUAAAUAAUGGGCUAGGUGAUAGCAGUAUUUUAAUGCACUCUCUUAAUAAUGGAAUUUCUCAUAGAAAUCCUGCCUAGAGCAUUUAAUACAAUGAUAUAAACUAUUACACUAAGAAUGAGUUCAAAUAGAACUAAAAUUAUUUGGGUAGUUCCUUGAUAAAUCCUUAAUAAGAAUAAAUUCAAAGAGUAUAGCAUUAAUUUUAGCAAGAAGACUAACAAAUUCAAUAGCAACCAUCAUCAUCUAUGAUUCAAUAGCAGCAAUAAUAAAUAAUUUAAAAUGACAACAACAUUCUCAAUAAAGUAAAAAGCGAAGACUGCUCAAGCACUAAUGAAUAAUAACCUAUAAAUUAAAUUAAUGGAACGAACUCCACACAUAACAAUAUCAAUUCAUCUAUAACUGCUCCUUUAAAUAAUAGUGCAAAUAAUAACAACAGCCAAACUAUAUCUCCUUAAAUACCUACAUAGAUGGUUACUCCUCCCCACUAAACGACCAAUUCAGCUGUUAAUAAUUAAUCAGGUCACUUCUCAUACAAAUAAACAAAAGGAUCAAAUGCAAGUACUGCUGAAAUAAAAAGAACAACUAAGAAAGUUGAAGUUGUUACACCUAAUCAGAAUUAAAUGAGCUUACACCAUAGCUAAAAUCCCUAAUAGUAAUUAUUACCACCUCCUCCACCUCCCUAACAACUUCACUCUCAAUUUUAAUAAAACUUUUUAAGCUAAAUACCUAACGGAUUGGGAUAUCCAAACCCAAAUUAACCUCCUGCUCCUCCUCCUUAAUAGACCCCUUACGGCUAUCCUUAUUCUCAGCCCCCUUAACCCUAGCCAUAACAGUUUGGGUCUUAGCAAGCUUCUAAAGGCUUUAUCCCUCCUCAUUAUGGCUAAAAUCCUCAUUUAUAAUCUUAAUAUAAUUAAUAUUUAGAAUAGUAGCACUAAUAAAAUUUACUUCCUGCUACUAUCUAAAAUCCUUACUCUUAAGAAUUAGAAAAUAUGUAAUAUAGUGCCUUUUUAUAAUCUCCUUUUCAACCAGGAGGUCCUUAAUAACCUAAUCCUGCUCAAGGUUAAGCUCCUGGUUAUGAAUAUAUCAACCCAGGAUUCAAUGGUCUUCCUUAUAAUGCUUACAAUUAAAACUAUCCCUAGCACCAACCACCUAAUUAAGGUUUGUCUGUUCACUAAUCCCAUCACUUAUUUUAGCACCUUCCCUAAAUUAACUAACCAAAUGGGUUUAAUCCAGCAUUCCCCUUAGGUUUGAGACCAUAAACUACAAAUCUAGCAACAAGCAGUCAUGAUUUAAAUUCUUAAUAAUUUAACCAUGUUUAAAGCAACUAAAGUGCAUAGAUAUCUUAAUUUAAAAUAAAAGAAGAAGCUAUGCAAAAAGGAAUGGACGAAAAAAAUUCAUCAUCUUCAUAAAACAAUAAUAAUUACCAAAAUGGAAAUCUACUACCUCCAUAAAAUUUAGGCAAUAGUAACUAAAUGGCUCCUGCUUUAAAUGGCUAAUCAAAUUAAAAUUUGUAAAACCAAUACAAUCUACUGUAAGGACCUAACUAAUACGCCCAAAUGAUGUUACCAAAAUAAGGAUAAUAAUUAUUAUAGUUUUAAGAUGGAUUAAAUGGAUAGACUAAUAUCUAAGAUCCUCUUAAGUUAGCUUAAAAUUAACCAUUCUUAGGUGCUUAGUUGAAUCAAUUCAAUACUCAGCAUCAACAACAAUAAUUUUUAAAAUAAAAUCAUUUGCUUUAGCAGUAAUAGUUAAAAGUAUAGUAACAGCAGUAAUAAACCCGAUUAGUAACAAAUAACAAUCUUGAUGAUGAAAGUAGAGAAAACGAUGAUGAAGAAGAUGAUAAUGUAAAUAGUGAUGGUAAUGGAGAGCAAGAAGCUAACAACAGUGGAAAACCAAAGAGGCCUAAAAAUGAAACAAAAAAUAUACCUAAAAACUAUGCAAAGGCAUUUUUAAGGUACAUUAUAGAUAAAGAUAGAAUAGAUGAAAUGAAGAAAAUAUUAAAGUAAAUAGAUGCAAAUCUUGAAUAUGAUGAUAUUAAAAAAGAAGCAAAAAAUUUCAAGAAAAAUAUGAAUGCUAUUAAAGAUGUACGUAAAAUUUGGCAAGAUGAUACAAAUGAAAGAACCCGUAGCAUCAGCAAGUUUAUGCGUAUAGCUUCUCAUUAAUUCUUAUAAAAAGAAGCUAUAUCUUAUAUAUUUUCUUCAAAUAAAAUUAAAAAUUCAAAAUCCCAUAUAAUUUAUCGCCAUGUAAUGGGACUAGCCAUGGCUGAUCCUGAAAAAUUUAAUAACAUAAAGAGUUUAUAUAAAAAUGCCUACCAAGAAUGAUUAUCAGAGUAAAUAAAAGCAACUGCAAAAUUAAUAAAUUGUGAUAAAUACUUUUAAAAUGACUUUUUUUAUUUACUUGGUAAAUCAAUGAGCAAAUAAAUAAAUAAACUAAUUAACUAUUCAGAUAAAAUCAUCCUAAAAAUAUUUAAAUAAAUAAAUAAAUACCCUUUGUAAUAUAAAAUUGUUUUAAAAAUUUACGAAUAACUUAACUUUUAAUCUAGAAUAAUAAUCCUUUAUAGUAUUUUACUCUACAAAAUAUGAACUAUUAUUCCAAUCUAUCUAUCUUUGUAAAAUUAAUGUAAUUGAAUACUCUAUUAUCAUUCAAAAAAUGGAAAACUAUUUUCAUCUUCAUUGGCAUUAGAAGAAGAAAUAGUAUUAAUUGUAAUAAUAACAACAUAUUUAUUUACUUCAUACAUUUAAUCAAACUUAUUAUUGAUGAAAAUAUGCAUUGAUUCUAUUCUUUUAUUUAUUAUAGUUUUUAAAAUAUUAUUCAAACAAGCAAUUAUCUAAAAUAUCCAUCCUUUAAUAAACAUUCAUUUCAUAUGCAAAUUUUCAUCAUAGUUUAUAGAAAAUGUUAUUUCGUAAAUCAUCUAUUCCUGUUCUUUUUCUUUAAUUAUAAUAUUUACUCUUAGGAUUUC